Knipowitschia caucasica is the source of this 1845-nucleotide messenger RNA. The record is from the annotation of a GenBank genome assembly. NCBI's taxonomy places the organism in Eukaryota, Metazoa, Chordata, Actinopteri, Gobiiformes, Gobiidae.
AUGGAAACAGAAAGUCGCUCUCAAAAGCGGCCUAUGGGAGAAGCUGAGAAGAUGGGUUCCGCUGGUUCCGAGGAUGAUGACUACGUUCCAUAUGUCCCUGUCAAAAUUCGAAAACAACAAAUGCUCCAAAAAAUGCAGAGAAUUCGAGGGAAAGCUGUGGACGAUGACCUUAAAGAAAGUGGAGAAGAACAAAAGGAUGAAGAAGAAGGUCUUGGUCCACGGUCAAAUGUUAGUCUUCUGGACCAGCACCAAGUCCUUAAGGAGAAGGCUGAAGCUCGUAAGGAGUCUGCCAAAGAGAAACAACUCAAAGAAGAAGAAAAGAUUCUUGAAAGCGUUGCAGAGGGCCGAGCUUUGAUGUCCGUGAAAGAAAUGGCAAAAGGCAUUAUAUACGACGACCCUAUUAAAACUAGUUGGAAGGGACCCCGUUACAUCCUGAACAUGCCAGACACAAGACAUGAGCGAGUUAGAAAAAAGUUUCACAUUCUUGUUGACGGCGAUGGGAUUCCACCUCCAAUCAAGAGCUUCAGGGAGAUGAAAUUUCCACCAGCUGUUCUUAAAGGCUUGAAAAAGAAAGGAAUUAUACAUCCAACACCUAUCCAAAUACAAGGAAUUCCUACUGUUCUUUCUGGUCGGGACAUGAUUGGCAUUGCUUUUACUGGUUCGGGUAAGACUUUGGUCUUCACUCUGCCGAUCAUCAUGUUUUCCCUGGAGCAGGAGAAACGGCUACCUUUCUUCAAGCGCGAAGGACCGUAUGGGCUCAUCAUCUGUCCAUCCAGAGAGUUGGCAAGGCAAACCCAUAGCAUUAUUGAAUAUUACUGCAAGCUGUUGGAAGAGGAAGGAGCUCCAUCAAUGCGCACUGCCCUCUGCAUUGGGGGCAUGUCUGUGAAGGAACAGAUGGAAGUAAUAAAACAUGGUGUUCAUAUGAUGGUGGCAACUCCUGGCAGACUCAUGGAUUUACUGCAGAAGAAGAUGGUGAGCUUGGAUAUAUGUCGUUAUUUGGCUCUAGAUGAGGCUGAUAGGAUGAUCGACAUGGGCUUUGAGGAGGACAUUCGAACAAUCUUCUCUUAUUUCAAGGGACAAAGACAAACCCUCCUAUUUAGUGCAACUAUGCCAAAGAAGAUCCAAAACUUUGCCAAGAGUGCACUUGUCAAGCCAAUAACUAUUAAUGUGGGCCGAGCAGGUGCUGCCAGCUUGGAUGUCAUUCAGGAAGUGGAAUAUGUCAAAGAAGAGGCCAAGAUGGUGUAUUUACUGGAGUGUCUACAGAAAACGCCACCACCAGUUUUGAUAUUUGCUGAAAAGAAGGCUGAUGUUGAUGCAAUUCAUGAGUAUCUUUUACUGAAAGGUGUAGAAGCAGUUGCAAUUCAUGGAGGCAAAGAUCAGGAGGAGAGAACCAAAGCCAUAGAAGCAUUUAAAGAAGGAAAAAAAGAUGUGUUGGUAGCGACCGAUGUUGCCUCAAAGGGGUUGGAUUUCCCUGCAAUACAACAUGUAGUGAACUAUGACAUGCCUGAGGAGAUUGAAAACUAUGUCCAUAGAAUUGGAAGAACAGGGCGAUCCGGAAAAACAGGCGUUGCUACAACUUUUAUCAAUAAAGGUUGCGACGAGUCCGUGCUGAUGGACCUGAAAGCUAUUCUGGUCGAAGCCAAACAAAAGGUUCCUCCGGUGCUCCAGGUGUUGCAGACGGGCGACGAGACAAUGCUGGACAUUGGAGGAGAGAGGGGCUGUACAUUCUGCGGUGGUCUGGGGCAUCGUAUCACAGACUGUCCCAAACUGGAGGCCAUGCAGACCAAGCAAGUCACCAACAUCGGUCGCAAGGAUUACUUGGCCCACAGCUCAAUGGACUUUUAA